Messenger RNA from Fonsecaea multimorphosa CBS 102226, 1767 nucleotides. RefSeq lists its product as uncharacterized. Gene Ontology annotation, molecular function: DNA binding; FAD binding. Bases 1 to 1767 code for a protein of 588 amino acids. The transcript has 3 exons. Gene Ontology annotation, biological process: circadian regulation of gene expression; entrainment of circadian clock by photoperiod. Lineage: Eukaryota; Fungi; Ascomycota; Eurotiomycetes; Chaetothyriales; Herpotrichiellaceae. Gene Ontology annotation, cellular component: cytoplasm; nucleus. The record is from RefSeq and is a predicted model, not a curated record.
AUGUGCCCAUUCAAGCGGAAAGCGGACGAUGCGAUACUGCCUAUCGAUGCUAAGCACAAGAAGUCACGCCCCACUCAGAUCUUGUCGAACCGAUAUAAAGACUCGGAAAAUGAGAUCAAGUACGGCAUCGUCCUCCGCAAGUAUUAUCCUCCUGAGAUGACCAACGAGCGAGCUGAGGCAUACAACGCUGGCGAGAUCGAGCGACCCAUAGAGACAUUGGAGAAAGCCGUCAAAGAAACACAGGGAGAUCGAAACCGAAUACAGCCAGGUGAUUGUGUGGUUCACUGGUUCAAAUGCGACUUGCGGAUUACAGACAACAAGGGGCUGCACCUAGCCAGCAAUAUGGCCAAGAUGCACAAUGUGCCCCUUGUUUGCCUUUAUUUGAUAUCACCACAGGACUUCGAGGCUCACUUGACAUCCCCUGUGCGCGUUGAUUUCAUUCUUCGCAACCUUGUCAUGCUCAAGAAGGAUCUGGGUGAUUUGGAUAUACCGUUGUACGUCGAGACUGUCGAGAAGAGAAGGAACGUUUCGGCCAAGCUGAUGGAGUUGUGCACAACUUGGGGUGGUUGCCAUGUGUUCUGCAACGCCGAGUACGAGGUGGAUGAACUCAGGAGAGAAGCUGCUCUGACCAGGUCCUGCUUGGAGAGGGGAAUAUCUUUCAAUGUCGUCCAUGACACCUGCGUUGUCGAACCUGGAAAGCUGAAGAGUGGCUCCGGCGGCGCAAUAUCAGUCUACAGUCCCUGGCAUCGAAAAUGGUGCGCCUACCUCGAUCAAAACCCCAAAGAGCUUGGCUGUUUCCCUCCACCAGCAAAGAAUCCUCCAACUUCCGUGGACAAUUACCCACAGCUAUUCGACACUGAGAUUCCAGCCGCGCCUCCAUCGAAGCAGCUGAGCGAGGAGGAAAGAAAGAGAUUCCAUGCUAUGUGGCCUGCAGGAGAACGUGAGGCUCAAGAUCGACUGCGCAAGUUCGUGCUCGAGAAAAUCGCCAAAUACCACGAUACUAGGAACUUUCCGGGAGGCAACGGGACAUCUGUCCUGAGCCCACAUCUUGCGGCAGGAACAAUUGCCGCACGGACUGUUGUUAGAGAAGCUCGAGAAGCCGCGCCCCUCAAAAAGUUGACUGACGACCGGAAACAAGGACACUCGAUGUGGAUCGCUGAGGUGGCGUGGAGAGACUUCUAUAAGCAUGUCCUAUGCCACUGGCCGUAUGUCUGCAUGAACAAACCGUUCAAACCAGAAUACAGCAAUAUCGAGUGGGAGUACGACUUGAACCAGUUUAACAAAUGGACCGAGGGAAGGACAGGUUUUCCCAUCGUUGAUGCCGCAAUGCGCCAAGCUGCACAUACAGGAUACAUGCCCAAUCGUUGUCGUAUGAUUGUGGCGUCCUUCUUAGCCAAAGACCUUUUGGUUGACUGGCGCAUGGGCGAAAAAUGGUUCAUGGAGCACCUCAUUGAUGGUGAUUUCGCAUCGAACAAUGGCGGUUGGGGGUUCAGUGCCAGCUGUGGUGUUGACCCACAGCCAUAUUUUCGCAUCUUCAACCCCUUACUUCAAAGCGAGAAGUUCGAUGCGAAGGGGGACUAUAUUCGUAGAUGGGUGCCGGAGCUUGCAGAAAUCGAAGACAGCAGAGGAAUCCAUGACCCGUACAACCGUGGCUAUGGGAAGUUGGCUGAAGAGAACGGAUAUCCAAGGCCGAUUGUCGAUCACAAAGAGUCCAGAGACAGGGCCCUCACGCGAUACAAAGCGGGCAUCGGAAGGAACACUGCAUGA